Molecule: messenger RNA, 1422 nt
Organism: Ylistrum balloti
Lineage: Eukaryota; Metazoa; Mollusca; Bivalvia; Pectinida; Pectinidae
Product: acid-sensing ion channel 4-B-like
Exons: 8
Coding region: 1-1422 (473 amino acids)
Biological process (GO): sodium ion transmembrane transport
Cellular component (GO): membrane
Molecular function (GO): ligand-gated sodium channel activity
Source: RefSeq, a predicted model, not a curated record
AUGGUUUUGAAACAUCAAAUUGGUGACAGUUCUGUAUUGGAAAAGCCUGAAGAUUCCGGUUGCAAAUGUAACAAUGACAAAGAUAUAAAAGAUGGAUUGUUUAAUGUAUGGCACAACUAUUCUUCAUCUACUACUCUUCACUGUCUCUCGCGAGCUGCCAAGGUCGAGUCAUCACUUAUGAGGAGGUUCGUCUGGUACGUCUUCCUUGCCGCCAUGUUCGGAUUACUGCUGUGGCAGUGUUACACUCAAAUAUCUCGAUAUCUGCAGAGGGAAACUAUACUCAAUGAACAUUCAGCUCUUAACGAAGAUAGAGUUUUCCCAUCUCUUACGAUUUGCGAUGUCAACAAUGUCAAAAAAAGUAAUGUCCAGAAUCCACAAGUCCAAGAGGUCCUUACCAAGACAUACAUGGAGAGCGCAACAAACAAAUCCUAUUUUAAUCACCUUGAUGUGAAUUGGUUAAGAAGUAUAAACGUUUCUGAUAUAUUCUAUAACCACUCUGUGUUUGAUAUGUUUUUGCUGUGUACAUGGGAGAAAAAACCAAUCCCGUGUUCGUCAAUCUUCAUUCAACGGGUGACAAGUGCGGGGAUAUGUGCUACCCAUAAGGGCAUGGUGCUUUCGGAAAGUGGUGGCGUUGGAAGCGGAAAUGGCCUUGUAGUAAUACUUCAUUCUAACAUCUCGGAUUAUCUUGUCACCUCUCGAGCUGGUGCAGGCUUUAGGGUGCUGCUGCACACACAUAAUGAGGAACCGGAUGUUGAAGAACAUGGCUUCGCGCUCUCUCCUGGUACGGCAAGUAUCAUUGCUGUGACGAAAUACCAGCGAUUUCCCAUUCCUGCCUUUGGUGAUGACUUCUGUGUAGACACCACGGCAAGUGACUAUGUUCAUCAGCUCAAAUACAUCUCCAAGUACAGCUAUGGCGCCUGUGUUACGGACUGUUUCACUGCGUUUGUGCAAGAAAUCUGUGGUUGUAGAGAUGUGUUCAUGCCAGGAGACAUUCCAGUAUGCAAUAUUGACCAAAGGAUUAAUUGUUUUGAGGCGGCUGAAGUUUCCUUUAUCAGCAACAGUUCGUGUGAAUGCGGUAAUCCCUGUGAAGAAAUCUCAUAUUUACCGGAAGUAUCCUAUGGUUCAUUUCCAUACCCUGGGUAUCUGACAACCACAUUUCCGGAUAUCCAAGUUUCAGAGGAAUACAUGAAGAGCAAUGGGCUGAUGUUUGAGGUCUUCAUGAAAAGUGACAUGUACAUACAGAGGAAGCAGAUAUUAGAAUUUACAGAAGCGGAUCUCGUAGCUGCCGUUGGAGGAUAUAUGGGGUUAUUUAUCGGAGCGAGUAUUGGGACCAUCAUGGAGCUACUUGAGUUUUUCUGUGAUUUGAUGAUGAAUCUUUCUAAAAAGUUAAAGGCAAGGACUCAUGACAUUAAAAAAAAAUAG